Mirounga angustirostris (Northern elephant seal) is the source of this 3532-nucleotide messenger RNA. RefSeq names its product keratin, type II cuticular Hb6. Gene Ontology annotation, biological process: keratinization; intermediate filament organization. Gene Ontology annotation, cellular component: keratin filament. NCBI's taxonomy places the organism in Eukaryota, Metazoa, Chordata, Mammalia, Carnivora, Phocidae. Gene Ontology annotation, molecular function: structural constituent of skin epidermis. The transcript is spliced from 12 exons. The record is from RefSeq and is a predicted model, not a curated record. The coding region runs from base 1524 to 2966 and encodes 480 amino acids.
AGCGAGCACGAGAGCAUGAGCACGGGGACAGGCAGAAGGAGAGGGAGAAGCAGAUGUCCCGCUGAGCAAGGAGCCCAAUGCGGGGCUCAAUCCCAGGACCCCAGGAUCAUGACCGAGAGGAAGACGGACGCUCAACCAACUGAGCCACUUAGGAUAAGGAAGGAUUUUUAUGCAAGGCACACUGAAUGUUUAAUAUGAAGGAAAAGAGAGAGACACAGCGAGAGAGGGAACACAAGCAGGGGAGUGGGAGAGGGAGAAGCAGGCUUCCCGCCAAGUAGGGAGCCCAAUGUAGGGCCUUGUUGGCUCUCCUCAUCUCCCUGACCCUCCCCUGUUCUGGGCUGCCUCCACCCCACAGUGUGAGGAGGUACAGGAGACCGUGCAGAAACCCAGGCAGAGCCUGAGGCACAGUAAGGAGGAGCUGAACAGGCUUAACCAGGCCAUCCAGCGGCUGACUGCGGAGGUGGACAGCGCUAAGAGUCAGAGACUACAGAUGCUGGUUUCCUGUGAGGAAAGGAUAUUCUUCCAGUUAAUUUUCCUGAUGGAACAAUAAUCCCAGCAUGAUGUGCUCAGGGGCAUUUGAUGCUCCCUGGAUCGUAGCUCCUAUUAGAAGAGUCACAUACUGGAUGUGACAGGCUCUCUCUCAGCCAGCCUGGGCUGGCCCCAAGUCUCCAUCUUGGGAGCUGAGCAGACACACACCAUAUUUUUUGGAACAGGCAGGCUCUUUCCUUACAAUGAUCUCUACUCCCUCACUGGCCCUCUGAGAAAGGUCUGGAUCCUUGAAGUGGGGGAGGGUGGGAGCCAAAGAUGUCCUGUCCGUGGUCUUCCCUUUGCCCCCAGCCCUGUGAACUAGACAGAGCCACGGAGCCACGAGCUCAGCAGGAGGGGGGUGCCUCGGACAGUGCCCAGGGCAAGCUGGCCUGGCUGGAGGCCGCCCUGCAGCGAGCCAAGCGCGACAUGGUGCGCCAGCUGCGCGAGUACCAGGAUCUCAUGAUCGUCAAGCUGGGCCUGGACUUUGAGAUCGCCACCUACCGCAAGCUGCUGGAGGGCGAGGAGAGCAGUAUCCCAAGGCCGGUUUGAUCAGCACCACGGACAGCAGCACAGACGUCUUCAAAUGGGGCAGUACUGGAGUCGUAGCCCCGCCUUUCUCCUUCCUCCAUUCUAAUUUGAGUCAUUGCUCCCCAUCCUCCAAUCCCUGAGUUCCACCAAAUGUGUAUGGGGAGGUAUGGGGAGCGUGUGGGGGAGGUGAGCUGGCCUUUUGAAGAUAAACAGUUGUGCAGUUUGGGGUAAAAGGCCAUAAACAUUUGGCCACAUCUGGCCCCCAAUUAAGCACAUUAAGGGAGGAGCCAAGGCAGCUAAACAACCCAAGCCAAUAAAGACAUCUAAUUGCUUCUAACCCAUGGACGCAUUAGGCUCCCCGCAUAUAUAAAAGGCCCAAAGAUGUCCAAGACACAAACACUUCAACCACUGUACCCUCCAUUAGUACGUCUCCCUCCUCAGAGCUUCCCUUGCCCCCAAGAAGGACCAUGACUUGUGGAUCUUACUGUGCUGGCCCUGUCUUUAGCUGCAUGUCGGCCUGCGGGCCCCGGCCCGGCCGCUGCUGCAUCACGGCCGCCCCCUACCGCGGCGUCUCCUGCUACCGCGGCCUCACCGGGGGCUUCGGCAGCCGCAGCGUCUGCGGGGCCUUCCGCGCCGGCUCCUGCGGCCGCAGCUUCGGCUACCGCUCCGGCGGCGUGUGCGGGCCCAGCCCACCCUGCAUCACCAGCGUGUCGGUCAACGAGAGCCUCCUCACGCCCCUCAACCUGGAGAUCGACCCCAAUGCGCAGUGCGUGAAGCACGAGGAGAAGGAGCAGAUCAAGGGCCUCAACAGCAGGUUCGCUGCCUUCAUCGACAAGGUGCGCUUCCUGGAGCAGCAGAACAAGCUGCUGGAGACCAAGUGGCAGUUCUACCAGAACCGCAAGUGCUGCGAGAGCAACCUGGAGCCCCUGUUCGAGGGCUACAUCGAGACCCUGAGGCGGGAGGCCGAGUGCGUGGAGGCCGACAGCGGGAGGCUGGCCUCGGAGCUCAACCACGUGCAGGAGGUGCUGGAGGGCUACAAGAAGAAGUAUGAGGAGGAAGUUUCUCUGAGAGCAACAGCUGAGAAUGAAUUUGUGGCUCUGAAGAAGGAUGUGGACUGUGCCUACCUCCGCAAGUCAGACCUGGAGGCCAACGCGGAGGCCCUGACUGAGGAGAUCGACUUCCUGCGGCGCCUGUAUGAGGAGGAGAUCCGUGUUCUCAAUGCCCACAUCUCAGACACCUCGGUCAUCGUCAAGAUGGACAACAGCCGGGACCUGAACAUGGACAGCAUUGUGGCCGAGAUCAAGGCUCAGUAUGACGACAUCGCCAGCCGCAGCCGGGCUGAGGCCGAGUCUUGGUACCGCAGCAAGUGUGAGGAGAUGAAGGCCACGGUGAUCCGGCAUGGGGAGACCCUGCGCCGCACCAAGGAGGAGAUCAAUGAGCUCAACCGCAUGAUCCAGAGGCUGACCGCUGAGGUUGAGAAUGCCAAGUGCCAGAACUCCAAGCUGGAGGCUGCAGUGACCCAGGCUGAGCAGCAGGGCGAGGCGGCUCUGAGCGAUGCCCGCUGCAAGCUGGCUGAGCUGGAGGCCGCCCUGCAGAAGGCCAAGCAGGACAUGGCUUGCCUGGUCAAGGAGUACCAGGAGGUGAUGAACUCCAAGCUGGGCCUGGACAUCGAGAUCGCCACCUACAGGCGGCUGCUGGAGGGCGAGGAGCAGAGGCUGAGUGAGGGCGUCGGCGCCGUGAAUGUGUGCGUCAGCAGCUCCCGCGGGGGCGUCGUCUGUGGUGAUCUCUGCGCCUCCGGUGCUGCCCCUGCUGUCACCAGCAGAGUCUGCAGCGCCCCCUGUAGCGACAACAUGGUGGUGGGCACCAGCUCGUGCGCCCCGGCCAGCAGCCGGAGCUGUCAGAAGUGCUAGGGGGCCGCCGGCCGCUGCCAGCGCGCAUCCCCGUCACCCUCCAGCCAGGACCUCCCGCAUCCCGAGCGCCCCGCCAACGCCGCCCCACGACCGCCAGCCGCCGGCCCCCCCCACCCCACCCCGAGAGCCGGUGGCCAGAUGUGCGCACUCUGCGCGACCUCCCUACCCGCUCCCUCCGUGGGCCAUCCCCCCUGGGCGCCCUGAGCCCUGGAGAGGUUGGGGCGGCGCCUUGGCCUCUCUCCGUAGCCUUUCCUAGUAGUGGCUUUGCUGUCUUCAGGAUUCAUCCUUUCUUCUGCCUUCUGGUUUUUUCCCGCUGGAUUCACGUGUCCUGCCUGACCCCUUCACCCAGGCUUGCAGGGACAGGGCGGGCCCCAGAAUCCCGCUGUCUGCACUUCCUGGUAACCCGCCAGUGUGCCUGAACCUGUGGAAUGGAGGUGGGGAAUGCUGAUGGUGGCUUUCCUGAAACUCUGUGAGGGCCAUGAGCCGUGGGAGGGAAGAGCACCUCUUUCCAGGGCUGCCGGCAGAGGCUUCGACAAAGCCCAUGUCUCCGCUGCCAGUCUGUUUCU